AUGUCAUCGUCACAUUGCCGCAGGCUGAGCUGUGGAGAAUUAGUGUCGUUCCGCUUCUCCCAACCGUCGUUGACAGCGCUCCUCAUCCGUUCCCUCGCGCCCGUUCUUAUGCCAGUGCCGGGCGAACAACGAGCGGAAGUGUUCGGCAGAACGCCGGACAACUGUGGGAACGACGAUAUAACGUUAGGUAGGGCGCUUCCGCCCACUACCGCAUCAGCUUUGGCUGCGGCACGUAACUUACCUGGAUCCGGAUCUGGAUCUGGACAACAAGGCUCGAGUAAGUUCCCCAGCGCCCCCCUUGUUACUGACAUUUGGUGUAGGCCAUGA
This is a messenger RNA of Baudoinia panamericana UAMH 10762, 327 nucleotides long. RefSeq lists its product as uncharacterized. Bases 1 to 327 code for a protein of 108 amino acids. NCBI's taxonomy places the organism in Eukaryota, Fungi, Ascomycota, Dothideomycetes, Mycosphaerellales, Teratosphaeriaceae. The transcript has 2 exons. The record is from RefSeq and is a predicted model, not a curated record.